Exophiala aquamarina CBS 119918 is the source of this 1284-nucleotide messenger RNA. RefSeq lists its product as uncharacterized. The transcript has 3 exons. Bases 1 to 1284 code for a protein of 427 amino acids. NCBI's taxonomy places the organism in Eukaryota, Fungi, Ascomycota, Eurotiomycetes, Chaetothyriales, Herpotrichiellaceae. The record is from RefSeq and is a predicted model, not a curated record. Gene Ontology annotation, molecular function: oxidoreductase activity.
AUGGACCGUGUGGGAGGAAAGACUCUGAGCGUACGGUCGGGUCCGGGAAGGACGACCAUCAACGACCUCGGCGCUCUGUGGAUCAAUGACAGCAACCAAAGCGAGGUAUACAAAUUGUUUGAAAGAUUUCAUCUGGAGAGCGAGCUCCAGAGGACGACCGGAAAGUCGAUCCAUCAGGCACAAGACGGUACAACGACUGCAGCGCCUUACGACUCCCCGCUUAGCGAAGAGGUUAGAAUGGCACUCACGCAACUCCUCCCCGCAUGGUCUCAGCUGAUCGAAGAACACAAUCUUGAAGACCCUAGGGCCAGCCCUCAAGCGAAGCGGCUUGACAGUAUGAGCUUCGCGCACUACUGUGAGAAGGAGUUAAAUUUGCCUGCUGUUCUCGACGUGGCAAACCAGAUCACACGCGGUCUGCUUGGUGUGGAAGCCCACGAGAUCAGUAUGCUCUUUAUCACCGACUAUAUCACGAGUGCGACCGGCCUCGCUAAUAUUGUCUCCGAAAGGAAGGACGGCGGGCAGUAUAUGCGAUGCAAAACAGGCAUGCAGUCGCUUUGCCAUGGCAUGUCAAAGGAACUUGCUCCAGGCUCAGUGCAUGUCAACACUCCCGUCGCGGAGAUUGAGCAGUCGGCAUCCGGCUGCAUAGUACGAUCGUCCUCGGGUGCCGUGUUGCGAAGCAAAAAGGUGGUGGUUUCGGUACCGACAACCUUGUAUCCCACCCUGACGUUUUCACCACCUCUUCUAGCUGAAAAGCGGGCAUUAGCUGAAAAUUCCAUCCUAGGCUACUAUAGCAAAAUGGUCUUCGUGUGGGACAAGCCAUGGUGGCGCGAACAAGGCUUCUCGGGUGUCUUCCAAUCGAGCCUCAACCCUAUUUCGCUUGCCAGAGACACCAGCAUCGAAGCCGAUCAGCAAUGGUCCAUUACCUGUUUCAUGGUCGGAGAGCCAGGCCGGAGGUGGUCCCAACUGUCCAAGCAGGUACGACAAAAGUCUGUCUGGGAGCAACUCCGCACAGCCUACGAAAACGCCGGGGCCAAAGUCCCAGAGCCGGUAAACGCGCUCGAAAUCGAAUGGUCGAAACAGCAGUAUUUUCUAGGAGCGCCAAGCCCGGUCUAUGGGCUUAAUGAUCUCACCACACUGGGUGGUGAGAUCAGAACGCCGUUCAAGAGUGUUCAUUUCGUUGGAACAGAGACGUCGUUGGUAUGGAAAGGGUAUAUGGAAGGGGCCAUACGCUCGGGUCAGCGAGGUGCCCAAGAAGUUGUGGCCAGCCUAGCGCCACCAGCGUAG